GUGCUUCCGGUGUGUGUCGGCGCGUUCGGUUCGUGUGAGGCUGAAAAACUGUUCUUAAAAACCCAAAAAGGAGCAAAAGUAACAGAGAGCAGAGCAGCAGGAAGUCACACAGAGCAGCAGACAUGGCUCGAAAUGCAGAGAAAGCCAUGACGGCUCUGGCCCGGUUCAGACAGGCUCAGCUGGAGGAGGGAAAAGUUAAGGAGAGGAGACCGUUCUUGGCCUCAGAGUGUAGUGAACUUCCUAAAGCAGAGAAAUGGAGACGACAGAUCAUCAGUGAGAUCUCUAAGAAAGUGGCUCAGAUCCAGAACGCUGGUCUGGGAGAGUUUAAGAUCCGUGAUGUAAACGAUGAGAUCAACAAGCUGCUGAGAGAAAAAGGUCACUGGGAGGUUCGGAUCAAAGAGCUGGGAGGCCCGGACUACGCACGUGUGGGUCCCAGGAUGCUGGACCAUGAGGGGAAGGAGGUUCCAGGGAAUCGAGGCUAUAAAUACUUCGGAGCGGCCAGAGACCUGCCGGGGGUCCGAGAGCUGUUUGAGAAGGAACCUGCCCCGGCGCUGAGGAAGACGAGGGCCGAGCUGAUGAAGGAAGUGGACGCUGAGUACUACGGAUACAGAGACGAAGACGACGGAGUUCUGCUUCCUCUGGAGGCUCUGCACGAGAAGCAGGUUGUGUUGCAGGCCGUCCAGAAGUGGAGGACAGACAGAGAGUCUCGUCUCUCAGGAGAGAAACAGGAUGAAGAUGAAGAAGAGGAGAACAUCUACGGCCAGGAAGAGCAGGAGGAGGAGGAGAGCCGGGAGGAGACGGAGGGAGACGAGGGAGGAGCUUCCUUCAUCUCACAUGUUCCUGUUCCAUCACAGAGAGAGGUGGAGGAGGCUCUGGUGAGGAGGAAGAAGAUGGAGUUGUUGCAGCGUUACGCCAGCGAGACUCUUCAGGCUCAGAGUCAAGAAGCCCGAACCCUGCUGGGCCUGUAACCUGUCUGUCUGACCUCUGACCUGUCUGUCUGUAACCUGUC
Molecule: messenger RNA, 1009 nt
Organism: Scomber japonicus (chub mackerel)
Lineage: Eukaryota; Metazoa; Chordata; Actinopteri; Scombriformes; Scombridae
Gene: isy1
Product: ISY1 splicing factor homolog
Exons: 11
Coding region: 123-968 (281 amino acids)
Biological process (GO): mRNA 3'-splice site recognition; generation of catalytic spliceosome for second transesterification step
Cellular component (GO): Prp19 complex; post-spliceosomal complex; catalytic step 2 spliceosome
Source: RefSeq, a predicted model, not a curated record